Penicillium coprophilum is the source of this 906-nucleotide messenger RNA. Its product is annotated as NADP-dependent oxidoreductase. Lineage: Eukaryota; Fungi; Ascomycota; Eurotiomycetes; Eurotiales; Aspergillaceae. The record is from RefSeq and is a predicted model, not a curated record. Gene Ontology annotation, molecular function: oxidoreductase activity. The coding region runs from base 1 to 906 and encodes 301 amino acids. The transcript has a single exon.
AUGGAGACUCCUACCCCUCAAAAUGACGAGCUACUCAUCAGAGUUCACGCUGCUGGAAUCACCGGCGACGAAAUACUGUGGCCCGAACCAUACGCGUGUGCUUCUCAUAUACCCGGACACGAAAUCUCGGGCGUGGUCUGCGCGACAGGUCCUCAGUAUCACGGUCCCUUGAAAAUCGGUCAAAGUGUCUUUGCGCUACUCAGAGCCGACAGAGGCCAGGGCCAAGCCGACUACGUGAUAUGCCUCCCCAAAGAAGUUGCACCGAAACCAGAGUCACUUUCGCAGGAGAAGGCAGCAGCGCUUCCAAUACCACUUCUCACGGCGUGGGAGGCAAUUGAAUCCCACACCAAAAUCAAACCAGGUAUGCGAGUCCUUGUCACCGGGGCUUCUGGCGCAGUUGGGAUCAUGGCUGUCCAGCUUGCCCGUCAGCUGACCGGUGCUCACGUGGUCGCGUUGAGUUCUUCUCGACAUCACGAUACACUGAGGCGUCUUGGCGCACAAGAGGUGCUUGACUACAAUGCUCCAGACUGGAAGCAUCAGAUAACCGGUGUGGAUUGUGUUCUAGACACAGUUGGCGGUGAUAUUCUGGCCCAGGCAUGGGAGACAUUGAAUGAAAACGGAACAAUCGUUACUGUCGGAGAUCCUGCACCCGCCUGGGCAUUUGGAAGAGCUGUACCGACAGAGUCUGUCAAUCGCCCUCAUGUGCGCUAUAUCUACUUUAUCGUGUCCCCCAACUCCGAGAGAAUGACCAAGGCAAGCGACAUGAUCAAUAGCGGCCGUCUUGAACCACUGGCCACCAAGGCUUUCCCUUUCAGUGAAGCGAUCGAGGCUUGGACAUAUGCAAGACAGAGGAACAGGGCACACAAGGCAGUGAUUGAUUUUGUGGCAGGUGAGUCAUCAGCUUAG